AUGACUUGGCAGAUGAGGGGGCCCCCCUUCUUUUGUUUACCCAGGGGGCCUCCCCCAACUGUUCUCUUGAACUGCUGCUUAGCAGCAAGGCGUCGCUUGCUGCAGCAGCAGCAGCCGCUGCAGCGACACCUGUUGCAGCAACUGCAGCAACUGCAGCAACUGCAGCAACCGCAGCAACUGCAGCAACUGCAGCAACCGCGGGAUCGAUCGCGUGUUAGGUGUAUGAAUUUACCUCGCGCUGCAGCAGCAGCAGCAAACAGACGCCUUAGGCAGCACGGCGGGCAUCGCCACUAUACAGCAGCAGCAGCAGCAGCAGCAGCAGCAGAAGCAGCAGGGGGAGCAGCACAACGUGCAGAAACGGCAGCAACCACGGAUGCUCUCAGCAGCAGCAGCAGCAGCAGCAAGGAGGAGCUGCAGCAGCAGCUGCUGCUGUGUAACCUUCGUGAGACAGCGCGAGUGCUGCGAGGCACAGCAGCAAACUUUGCUGCUCCUGCUGCUGCUGCUGCUGCUGCUGGAGCUGUGAAGCCAUGCCUCUGUGCUGCUGCUGCGGCAGCAGCAAGAGCUGCUGCUGCUGCUGCUGCUGCCCAACAGGAUGCUCCAUCUGCUGGAGCAGCAGCAACAGCAGCAGCUGCUGCUGCUGCUGCUACUGCAGCAGCAGAAGAUAGCAAGAGCAGCUGUUGUGUCGCUAGUACUGCACCUAAUUGUGCUGCUGCUGCUGCUGCUGCUUGUUUCUUUACGCAGCUGACUAGACAUUGGCAGCAGCAGCAGCAGCAACUGCAGCAGCAGCUGCAGCAGCAGGGAGGCGGUCGUUCUGCUGCUCUUGCAUGCAAUGCAUUGGCUCGUAUAACACAAGCAGCAGCAGCAAAAGAUGCUGCUGCUGCAGCACGAACGCGCAACAACAACAGCAGCAGCAGUAACAGCAGCAGCAGCAGCAGCAGCACUGCAGCAAUGUCCAUGAGACUAUCUCUUACUCGUUGUAUUAGGGUACUACUAGGAGGGGGGGGGCCCCCUUGGGGGCCCCUCAGAUCUAUGAAUGAGCAAGAUCUAUCUCUUGUUGCUAAUGCUGCUGCUGUUGCUGCAGAUAUUCCUCAUCCUUCUGCUGCUGCUGCAGCAGCAGAGCUGCUGCGGCCCCUUGUUGCGGAUAUUGUUGAUGUGUGCUGCAGCAGCAGCACCAGCAGCAGCAGCAGCAGCAGCGGCAGUGGCUCAACGCAGCAGCACCGACAAGAACAAGACCAACAGCAACAGAAGCAGCAGCAACAACAGCAGCAGCAAGAGCAGCAGCAGCAGCAGCAGCAACGUGUGCUGCUGCUGCAUUCUAUGGGUCCUCAAGGUCUAAGUUUGCUGUUUGCUGCACUGCAGCGGCUGCAGCCGCUGCUGCAGCGACGGCAGCUAUUCUUCGUCUCGGGAUGUCAAGGACUCACAAAGAUGCAGCAGCAGCAGCAGCAGCAGCAACAGCAACAGCAGCAGCAACAGCAACAGCAACAGCAACAGCAACAGCAGCAGCAACAGCAUCAGCAGCAGCAACAGGGAUCGGCAAUAUUAAGUUCUCUUGCUGGGCGUAAGAAGGAGCUUCUUGCUGCACUGCAGCGGGAGCAGCACUACUCGGGAUUAGCGAGUAUAUUUGUAUCUCUUGUUAAGUUAGAUAGAGCAAACAAGCCUAUCCCUAGCAGCAGCAGCAGCAGCAGCAGCAGCAGCAGCAGCAGCAGCGGCAUAGGGCUGUGCCCGGAUCAGCUGCUGGUAGCCGCAUGCAGCAAACGCUGGCAGAAAAAGCAAAGCAUUUCUUACUCAUCAACUCAGGCGUUGCCUCGUCAUUUGCUGCAGUGCUGCUUCUCUGCUGCAGCAGGUGCAUCCGCCCCUGCUGCAUGGCAUGCAGCGCUGCUGCUGCAUGCGUUGCAGCAGUUGCCUUCUAUUUCCUCGGUGCAGCAGCAACGGCAGCAGCAGCAGCAGAAGCAGCAGCUGCUGCUGCAGCACCGAUUGCAUGGUAGGUUAGGUGCAGCAGAUUGUUUAAUGGAUUUGCUGCAGCCUUUAGUGCAGCAGCAGCAGCUGCUGCUGCAGCAAAGCAUAGAUCCAUUUGCUGCUGCUGCGCAAACAGCCGAAGUAGAGGAACUGCAGCAGCAGCUGCUGCGUCUGCUGUCGCAGCAGCAGCUGCCUGCUGCUGCUCUGCUGCAGCUGCAUGCAGUGCUGCUGCAUGUUGCCUUAGAACUACCAGGAGGCGUAGCAGCACUGCCGCUGCAGUUCUUACGUGCUGCUGCUGCGCUGCUGCAGCUUGCUGAGGCUGCGCAGCAAAAACUGCUGCUGCUGCACCAGAACUCUGGUGCUGCAGCAGCAGCAGCAGCACUAGACCCGUGCAGCAGCGCCUGUGAUGAUAUGGUGCUGCUGCAAGAUCUGCAGCAGCAGCAGCAAGAGGACGGGCCCUCAAGCUCGCUGCUGCACCGGUCUGUUCUUCGCUGCCUCCAUGGCAUGCAAGAGCAGCAGCAACAGCAACAGCAGCAGCAGCAGCAGCAGCAGCGGUGGCGGAUACAAGAAGAGGCACCUGCGGGUCCUUAUGUGCUUGAUAUUCUGCUGCAGCAGACACAGGGGAUCGACCGAUCCCAAAGUGUGGGGUAA
Messenger RNA from Eimeria maxima, 2607 nucleotides. RefSeq lists its product as hypothetical. NCBI's taxonomy places the organism in Eukaryota, Apicomplexa, Conoidasida, Eucoccidiorida, Eimeriidae. Bases 1 to 2607 code for a protein of 868 amino acids. The transcript has 5 exons. The record is from RefSeq and is a predicted model, not a curated record.